This is a messenger RNA of Synchiropus splendidus (mandarinfish), 2913 nucleotides long. It is a transcript of the gene cog5, whose product is annotated as component of oligomeric golgi complex 5. NCBI's taxonomy places the organism in Eukaryota, Metazoa, Chordata, Actinopteri, Syngnathiformes, Callionymidae. Gene Ontology annotation, biological process: intra-Golgi vesicle-mediated transport. Gene Ontology annotation, cellular component: COG complex. The transcript has 23 exons. Bases 8 to 2470 code for a protein of 820 amino acids. The record is from RefSeq and is a predicted model, not a curated record.
UGUCAACAUGGAGGACGCCGGAGAAGCUUCCACGAACUCACUUCUCAAAGAUGAGUGCUACACCGACUUUCUGUCAGAGGAGUUUGAUGUGAAGACGUACACCGCCCAGGCCAUCCACCAUGCGGUCAUUGCAGAGCAGCUGGCCAAGCUGGCACAGGGAAUUAGUCAGCUGGACAAAGAGCUGCACAGUCAGGUUGUGGCCAGGCAUGAAGACCUUCUGGCGCAGGCUACUGGAAUUGAAUCUCUGGAAGGGGUCCUACAGAUGAUGCAGACAAGAAUCAGUGCCCUACAGGCAGCGGUUGACAGGAUCAGAGCAAAAAUUGUGGAUCCAUACAACAAGAUUGUUGCCAGGAUCACACAGCUUGCCCGACUCCAGGUGGCCUGUGAUCUUCUGCGCAGGAUUAUUCGCAUCUUAUACCUGAGCAAGCGGCUCCAGGUUCAGCUGCAGGGAGGCAGCAGAGAGAUCACCAAGGCUGCUCAAAGCCUCAAUGAACUAGAUUAUCUGUCACAAGGUGUCGACCUCAGCGGGAUUGAAGUGAUCGAAAAUGACCUGCUGCUCAUUAGCCGGGCUCGGCUGGAGGUGGAGAACCAGGCCAAGAGACUUCUAGAGCAGGGCACUGAGAUCCAGAAUCCUACGCAGGUUGGCACUGCCCUGCAGGCCUUCUACAACCUGGGCACCCUUCGUGAAACCAUCAGCUCGGUGGUGGGGGGCUAUCGAACCACCAUCCAGGACAAUAUUGCAAGUGCACUGGACAUAAAAGGUCUCACGCAGCCGACCAACCCCCGAGGUGCACCAGGCCGUGCAGUGCUGCCCACCCCAGGUGGCAGCGCAGCAUUCCGAGCUGCCCUCUGGACAAACCUGGAGAAGCUGAUGGACCAAAUAUGUGCAGCAUGCAGACAGGUGCAGCACCUGCAGAAGGUCCUGAUGAAGAAGAGAGAUCCUGUCACUCACGUUUGCUUCAUCGACGAGAUCAUCAAGGAUGGUCAGCCCGACAUCCUCUACACUUUUUGGAACGAUGUCACCAACUCACUGAGUGAGCAAUUUCACAAGGCUACAGAAGCGUCGUCCUUCCUCAAACAGGCGUUUGAGGGCGAGUAUCCAAAACUGCUGCGCCUCUACAACGAGCUCUGGCGCCGUCUCCAGCAGUACAGCGACAGCCUACAUGGGGCGCUCACCAGCGGCGCAGGAUUGGACAUCACCCUGGACAUCUCCCCCUCAGAGACUGAUGGCUUGGACCUCUUCACGCACGGCAAACAGGACUAUAAUCCUGAGAAGGCUCUGAAAGACUCCCUGCUGCCCUACGAGGCAGCCUAUCUGUCCAAGUCUCUGUCCCGCCUCUUUGAUCCCAUCAACCUUGUGUUUCCCAUGGGGGGGCGCAACCCCCCCUCCAACGACGAGCUGGACAGCAUCAUCAAGACCAUCAGCAGUGAACUGAAUGUGGCUGCCAUCGACCCCAACCUUGCUCUGGCAGUGGCCAAAAACGCUGCCAAGACAGUUCAGCUCUUCUGUGUCAAGUCCGAACAGCUGCUGUGUACCCAGGGAGAUGCCAGUCAGGUGAUCGGUCCACUUACAGAGGGCCAGAGGAGGAACAUUGCUGUGGUCAACUCCCUCUACCGUCUCCAGCAGGCUGUGGCCAAGAUUGUUUCAGGGCUGAGUGCGACUCCACCUGCUGCUGCAGAAGCUCUGUCUUCCUCACUGGAGGCAGUGCAGGUGUUGAUGGGCAACGCUGUCCAGCCGCUGCUGCAGUCAGUCAGCGACUCCAUCGAGGCCAUCAUCAUCACGCUCCACCAGGAGGACUUCUCUGGGUCAGGAUUGUCUUUUGUUCCGUCAUUGGUGAUUCAGGUGUCCAGCCCCGACAAGCCGGACGUGCCGUGCUCCCUCUACAUGAAGGAGCUGCAGGGCUUCAUCUCUCGUGUGAUGAGCGACUACUUCCGUCACUUCCAGUGCGUGGACUUCAUCUACGAGAGCUGCGAGAGCAUCGCCCAGCGCGCCAUCGAGCUCUUCGUCCGCCACGCCAGCUUGCUGAGGCCGCUGGGUGAGGGCGGCAAGAUGAGGCUGGCCGCCGACUUCGCCCAGAUGGAGAUGGCCGUCGCUCCCAUGUGCAGAAGAGUCUCUGACUUGGGGAAACCGUACCGUAUGCUACGAUCCUUCAGGCCGCUGCUCUUCCAGACCAGCAAUCUGAUCUGCAGCAGUCCAGCUGUGGGAGAACUCAUCCCCUUCAGCACCCUGCUGCACUUCCUGUUCUCCAGAGCGCCGCCCGAGCUCAAGUCGCCGCAUCAGAGAACAGAGUGGUCAGUGGCGCGAUACUCGCAGUGGCUGGACGAUCAUCCCUCAGAGAGAGACAGACUCGCGCUCAUCAGGGGCUCGCUGGAGGCUUACGUCCAGUCGGUCAGAGCUCGACAGGGGAAGGAGUUUGCACCCGUCUACCCCAUCAUGCUGCAGCUGCUACAAAGAGCCUCCAAUGCCUGAGACAGCCAAAACACGUUUCGAUCAUCGAUCCAGCUCUUCUGGGCUCCUUCUGCUGCAUCCAACUCACCUGGAAAAUGACUUCCUCGAUCUGUCCACAGUUGAUCUUCUGCUCCAGCUUUUGUACGUCCGGCUCCUGUGAGGACCAGAGAGAAGAACCUUCAGACUGUCACAACACACACUACUGGGUGUCGUUGAAUUAUUGGGGAGAGUGGUUUCUAUUAAAAUGUUACAACUUCGACUGAGAUGUUCUUUCCUGCUUCUUAUACGGUCAGUUAUUCUGGUUUAAUGGAUGAUUGACUUCAUGCAAAGGUACCGGGGUCCCCGUCAGAGCUAAUGCCAGGACACAUAACAACAAUGUCGUAAGUACGGCUGGACGCAAGUUCGUUACUUGUACUUUCACUGUCUCCUAACCCUCCAAUAUCCAACUAUUGUCACCACGGUGU